UAUUCAGAGCAUCCCCAGCCAAACUAAUGCCCUCUCCUACCCUGACGUCAAACAGCAGAUCACAGGCAAGAUUAGGGUUUUUCAUUUCUCUUAUUGCAGCAAUUAGCCUGGGACUGUAUAAAAGGGCUACAGAGAGGGGAGGGAGGGAGGCAGAGGGGAGAUCCGGAGACAAACAGAGAUAGCUGAGCGAGGCAGAGCCAGAGGUAGAGCGAGGGGGGACAGGUCACACAUCCACCUUGGGCUCCGCAGCUUCACAGAAACUUUUUCUUUUCUUUUUAGCAAACUUUCUGAGUGAUGAGAGAGUGCAGCUGAAGUUGUGCUGAGCAGCGUGCAGGCACCUGUCCUAGCUGCUUCCCUCUGUUAUAGUGCAAGGCAUUCAUUCCCUCUGAAUGCAGGCAGCGGGGGCAGGUAGAGAGGGGCAGCACUGAGGGCACAGGGGGAGGGGGAGCUCCCACGCUGCCAACAUGGGUCUGCUCAGCGUGGACCUGUUGAUCACUCUGCAGAUCCUGCCCGGCUUCUUCUCUAACUGCCUCUUCUUGGCUCUCUAUGACUCUGUCGUGUUGGUGAAGCACGUGCUCCUACAGCUGAACCGGUCCAAGUCCAGCCAGGGUCAGUGGCGCCGGAUGCUCACCCCCGAAGGACUGCGCUGUGUUUGGAACAGCUUCCUAUUGGACGCCUACAAACAGGUGAAGCUAGGAGGCGAUGCUCCAAAUUCGAAUGUUGUUCAUAUUAACGAUGAAAAAAGUUCCUCAGGAAAGCCUGGCAUGCCAUGUCACCUUCUAGACUUUGCCAGCUCAGAGCGCCCUCUUGUUGUCAAUUUUGGAUCAGCCACCUGACCUCCCUUCAUAAGCCAGCUGCCAGCUUUCAGCAAGAUGGUGGAGGAGUUCUCCGGUGUAGCCGACUUCCUGUUGGUCUACAUCGAUGAGGCUCAUCCCUCAGAUGGUUGGGCGGCUCCUGGCAGCUCCUCAUAUGAAGUGAAGAAACAUAGGAACCAAGAAGAUCGUUGUGCAGCUGCCAACAAACUCCUUCAGCAAUAUUCCCUCCCCCCACAGUGCCAGGUGGUUGCAGACUGCAUGGACAAUAACACCAACGUGGCCUACGGUGUCUCCUUCGAAAGAGUGUGCAUCGUACAGAGGCAAAAAAUUGUGUACCUCGGAGGUAAAGGGCCGUUCUUCUACAACCUCCAGGAAGUAAGGCAAUGGUUGGAAUUCACGUUUGGAAAGAAGACAGGAAGUGAACAAACCGGCACAGAGAAUUGACUGCCGAUGAAGGAAUGAGACAGAAAGCCAGUCUGUCU
Messenger RNA from Nanorana parkeri, 1297 nucleotides. RefSeq names its product deiodinase, iodothyronine type II (gene DIO2). NCBI's taxonomy places the organism in Eukaryota, Metazoa, Chordata, Amphibia, Anura, Dicroglossidae. The transcript is spliced from 2 exons. Gene Ontology annotation, molecular function: thyroxine 5'-deiodinase activity. The record is from RefSeq and is a predicted model, not a curated record.